UCCUACUCAAACAGGAUGAACACACCUUCAUUUGCAAUAGGAAGUGAGGCACAAGCACAGACUAGCUACUUUAACCAGGCAGAUUUCAAUUACAGUAUGGGAGAUUCUCAACACUUCACGCAUAGAAACCCAAGUUAUGUCAAUUUAGACUCUCAGGAUAAAGAAAUGUAUACAGAAGCCCUUCCCACACUUGCUCCAGUGCCUCCAAAUCUGCAUUCUUCUAACAGCACUUCAGUGAUGGAUCAUUCAACACCUCUCAGAAGAUCGCCACAGAAAUCUCAGAAUACAGAGCAUGACCUUGAGAACAUUGUUGAAGAUGGAAGUAUUUCUGCCUUUUUCAUUUUAUGUUAUCUAAGAUAAAUUCUACAUAUCAAACUCCAUUCAUUCCUUUGUUUCAAGAAAAUAAGUGUUCGUCAAGAAAAUGAAAAACAGAAAAUGAUAAGCAAUAUGUUUCAUGGUUGUUACAGAUGUAUCCAGAAGCCCUUCCCACACUUGCUCCAUUACAUUCCACACCUCUCAGAAAAUCGCCACGGAAAUCUCAGAAACACAGCAUGACAUUGAGGACAGUCCAAAGGGUGUCGACGAU
This is a messenger RNA of Pecten maximus, 586 nucleotides long. RefSeq lists its product as uncharacterized. The transcript has 4 exons. NCBI's taxonomy places the organism in Eukaryota, Metazoa, Mollusca, Bivalvia, Pectinida, Pectinidae. The record is from RefSeq and is a predicted model, not a curated record. Bases 16 to 360 code for a protein of 114 amino acids.